AUGGGCCGCAAGUCACAAAAACCGGCUCCGGCCGCUGCUGCCUCAAACCACUAUAUCGGCCACAUGCUGGCCUCGACGCCUCACACACGGGAACCCUUAUCCCCCUGGCGGGAGACUACAACUGACCCAGUGGUGGAUAAGGUACCUGGGAAUGAAGCUCCGGCUACGCCUGAAACAGAACCAACUGUGACAAAGCGAGACAUCCAUGAUCUCUUGGCACACUUCCAGGACAUGUUCUUUGCGGAAAUGCAAGCUAUCACAGAACGCCUUCGAGCAUCUGAGGAGGACGCUGCUGACAUGAAGCAAAACAUGGCUACCCAAGGGGAAUCUAUAAAGCAACGGUUGACAGCAUACCUCCUUUUAUUACCGGAGGGAACAGGACACUGUCACUUGAAUAUGACCUGGACUGUAUAA
Pelobates cultripes (western spadefoot toad) is the source of this 414-nucleotide messenger RNA. The record is from the annotation of a GenBank genome assembly. NCBI's taxonomy places the organism in Eukaryota, Metazoa, Chordata, Amphibia, Anura, Pelobatidae.